UAUUUUCCUGACUGUUUUACUUGUGCUUUUCUCUCUUUGCUGUUCACACAAAAAAAAUGUUUUCAUUGAAGUUGAAAGCUGACGUCCGAAAUCCAAAGAGAUAUAUGUAUGAAACCUCGGUUAGUUCAUCGGAUUAUAAAUAAAAUACCAACAACCCAAGAGAAAUAUAUCAGCAUAAAUAAAUUAAAAAAAGGAGUCAUCUUGAGCUUAAAAAAACAAUGGAUGAUUUUGAAUUUGACAUCGACCAAUUAGAUCAGCUAUUGGACUUUAUUUCUUCUUCUCCACCUCCUCCUCCUUCAACUACUCUUCAAGAGCAAGAUUCAUCAAUUUCAUUACAAACACAAAGCUCUAAUGAUCUUGUUACAAUUAGUCAUAAGCCUAAAGAGAAACCAAUUAUCACCAAUAUUAAUACUGAUGAUCAAAGUCAAGAUGCUGCUAGAAACCCACCCAAAGGGAAAGAGAAGAAAAAAGUCAUACGAAGAGACAUUGAAAGGCAAAGAAGGCGAGAUAUGGCUAAGCUUUAUCAGCGUUUGCGCCUACUUAUUCCUUCUAAGUAUCUCAUGGGAAAGAGAUCCAUAUCUGAUCAUCUAGAAGAGAUAGUGGACUAUGUAAAAGACUUGAGGAAGAACAUAGAGGACUUGGAAAGAAAGAGAGACAGUUUGAAAAAUAUUUGUAGCUCUGAUCACUUGGCACCAUCUUCUUCCUCCAUGAAGUUAAGUGAUCAUGAUAUUAAUAAUGGCAAUGAUGAUGAUGAUACAAUAAGAGUGAAAUCAUGCAAUGAAGGAGUGGAAAUUUCAGUAAAAGGAGGGCUCCCUCUAUCAAAAGUGCUUAAGGUUCUUAUGAAAGAAGGGCUUAUUGUUAAUUGUUGUGUUUCCUCCACAGUUAAUCAAAAGCUUCUUCACAUUAUUCAAUCUAAGGUGAAGACAAGAGAGGAUAUUGAUCUCGCAAGAUUACGACACAAGUUGAUGAGUUUAUCUUAGAAUAUAUAUAUAUAUAUUUUGAACCGAGGUGGGACUUGAAUGAGUUUAUCUUAGAAUAUAUAUAUAUAUAUUUUGAACCGAGGUGGGACUUGAGAUUUUUUAGGGAUUUCUCUUUGAAUCCCGCCUAAAUCUCAAAGAACCAAUAGAAAUCUUGGAUUUAUGACUUGGUAUUGAUCCCGAGGGGCUCAGGAGUGAUUUGGAUCAUUGGUAGGAAACUAGUUAAGAUUAAAGAUUUAAAUUGACCACGAUCAAGAUCGGUUAUAUAUAUAUAUAUAAUUUUGUUCGUUGUACACUUAAAUUGUUGUUUGUCCUAAUUAUAGUUUUGAAUUUGGUAA
Molecule: messenger RNA, 1315 nt
Organism: Lycium barbarum (goji berry)
Lineage: Eukaryota; Viridiplantae; Streptophyta; Magnoliopsida; Solanales; Solanaceae
Product: transcription factor bHLH118-like
Exons: 3
Coding region: 219-980 (253 amino acids)
Biological process (GO): regulation of transcription by RNA polymerase II
Cellular component (GO): RNA polymerase II transcription regulator complex
Molecular function (GO): protein dimerization activity; RNA polymerase II transcription regulatory region sequence-specific DNA binding; DNA-binding transcription factor activity, RNA polymerase II-specific
Source: RefSeq, a predicted model, not a curated record